Diabrotica virgifera virgifera (western corn rootworm) is the source of this 789-nucleotide messenger RNA. Its product is annotated as protein PFC0760c-like. Bases 1 to 789 code for a protein of 262 amino acids. The transcript has a single exon. Gene Ontology annotation, cellular component: nucleus. Lineage: Eukaryota; Metazoa; Arthropoda; Insecta; Coleoptera; Chrysomelidae. The record is from RefSeq and is a predicted model, not a curated record. Gene Ontology annotation, molecular function: DNA binding; histone binding. Gene Ontology annotation, biological process: regulation of double-strand break repair; chromatin organization.
AUGCAGUCUAAACAAACUAUUAACGAUUUUCCAAAAAUUAGUUUAAACCUUAAAAAUUCGUCAUUAAGUGCUGUUAAGGCGUUGCAUGUUGUCGCAUACGGGGAUAAAGGGUUGCCGCGACAAACUAGGAAGAAUUUGCGGAAUUUUACAAAUUUUGCGUGGGAUAAAGGAUCCCAGGAAUAUUCCACAAAAAUAGACGACAUAAAAAACAAACUAAGUAUGCCGGACUUAGUAGCAGUUUGCCAUGUUUUAGUUCUGAACUACACUGGUUCAGAGGACGACGUGAUUGAACGUAUUUGUUCAUUUUUGAACGACUUCAAUCUUGAAGACGAGACUGACGAUGAAGACGAAGACGCUAGCGACGAUAACGGUGAUAAAGACGUUUAUCAUAAUGAAGAAGGUAAAUACGUUACCGACGACGAUGGCGAUAAUGAGGAUAACGACGUUAAUAGUGAUAAAGACGAAGAAGGUAAAGACGUUACCGAAGACGAUGGCGAUAAUAAGGAUAACGACGUUAAUAAUGAUAAAGACGCUUAUCACGAAGACGAAGAAGAAAGUAAAGACGUUACCGACGACAAUAGUAAUCAUGAUGAUAAUAGGAAAGAUAAAAGAACGACGGAUUUAUUUACGAGGAAUAGAUCAAAAUCAAACAACAUGACGAGAGGCAGACUGAAUGAUUCAUUUGCCUUAACUUUUAGAGACGUAGAAGAAUUAGUCGAAAGUUACGAACCUUUUUUUAACUCCUUUAUUCUGCAAUCUAUCAGUAAUGACAAUAAGCGUCUUUGUUGA